Molecule: messenger RNA, 1606 nt
Organism: Dentiscutata heterogama
Lineage: Eukaryota; Fungi; Glomeromycota; Glomeromycetes; Diversisporales; Gigasporaceae
Source: the annotation of a GenBank genome assembly
UCAAUCAAAAGAAAGAAAUCGUGAAAAGAGCACUUCAAGAGCCAGAAGCUCCUCACGAGGAAAAAGUCCUGCAAGGAAAUCUGACAAACGAGGUAAAAGUCCGUCUCCUGGGCGCAAAAGUCCCUCAGGCGAAAAGCUUUUGAGUACUUCAAAAAAUUCCGGUUCUAAUAGAUCUAGAAGUCCAAGUCCUCGUCCAAAAAGUCCUGGUCGUAAUAAUUCGUCACGUUCAAAAAGUCCCCGCAGUAACCAUAAUAGAGCGGGAAGUGAUAAUUCAAAUAAUAAAUCUAGUUCUCAGGAUGCUCGUGUAGGAUUAGGCAAUAAAAUUUUACAUCCAUGGGUUGCCCCUUCUCUCAAUUUAAACGGUGAAAAGAACAAUUCAAAAAGUGCGAAUCGAUUAAGUCUCCCAAUUUUUCCUGAUAACGCUAGUUUAAAUGCCAUGCGUGAAAGGAAUGAAAUAUUGGCUUCAAAAUUAAAUCUCGUCCCAUCUGAAAGCAAAGGAAUGGGUAAUUUUUCUAAACCUAUUAACAGCCUUAGAGUCUCUGUCACGCGUCCAAAACUUCAUGUUGAAACUUUCAGUCAGUUACUUGGAAGCAAAGCUAUGCAAAGAACUCAAUCAAGUCAACGUGUUGGAAAAAAUAAUGAUUCUCCAUUAGUGAUCGCUGGUCUUCCUUUAAACCGGUCUAGGAGUCAAAAUGCUGCUAUGGAUAGCAAUACCACUACUUUACCUGCUUCAUUUUUGAAAGAAUUAGAAAAAACACAUCCUCUUCAACAUUCUUGGACAAUGUACUAUGAUAGCAAGCCAGUUAUGACUCCUGGCCCUAAAACACCAACAGGAAUGUUAUCAUAUGAAGAAAAUUUGCAGACUAUUGGUACUUUUGACACGGUACAAACCUUUUGUCGAUAUUUUAACUGGGUAAAAAAACCCAGUCAACUGGAGUUAAAUACAAACUUCCAUAUAUUUAAAGAUAAAAUUAAACCAAUGUGGGAAGACCCUGCUAAUGCUAAUGGUGGAAAAUGGGUAAUCUCUAUGAGAAAUCCCCCAUUACUUGAUCGAUGUUGGACUUGGCUCGUAUGUGCUUUGGUUGGCGAAGAAUUAGAUGAAAAUGAUGAUAUCUGCGGGGCAGUAAUGUCUCGUAGGAUUAGAGGUGAUCGUAUUGCCGUAUGGGUUCGGGAUAAAGAUAAUGUUGGUGUAAUUAACGGAAUUGGUCGACGUUUAUUAAAAAUUCUUGAUUUGCAAAAUGAAAAGGGAAUCGGAAUGGAUUUCCAGUUCAAUGAAGAUGCAUUGAAAUCUGGUACAUCAUAUAAUAAUCGUGUAUACUUAUCUCUUGAAAGUCUUAAACAAGAAUUAGAAAAUGAAGAGAAGGCUAGACUAGAAGAACUUGCUAAGUCCGCAAAAAGACAAAGCAUAACUUUUGAUGACUCUAAAACUGAUACUACUGUAACAACUCCAGAUAUUGUCACUAUAGAUGUGGACGCUGAAAUAGACGCUGCUAAUGCUAAAAUUAAUUUGUCUGAUAAAAAUAAUAAAGAAAAUGAUGAUCAGGAUGAUAGUCAAAAAGAAAAUGAAGAAAAUGGUGUUUAUGACAAUGUCGAAGAAAACGACUAG